Andrographis paniculata is the source of this 1203-nucleotide messenger RNA. Its product is annotated as PHD finger protein ALFIN-LIKE 4-like. The record is from RefSeq and is a predicted model, not a curated record. Gene Ontology annotation, biological process: regulation of DNA-templated transcription. Gene Ontology annotation, molecular function: transcription cis-regulatory region binding; histone binding; transcription coregulator activity. Gene Ontology annotation, cellular component: nucleus. The transcript is spliced from 5 exons. Lineage: Eukaryota; Viridiplantae; Streptophyta; Magnoliopsida; Lamiales; Acanthaceae. The coding region runs from base 176 to 910 and encodes 244 amino acids.
CCUCAAUCCUCAUCAGAUUCAAAUCCGCCCCCAAUCCCCAAUUCCCAAUUCCCAAUCCAAGAAGACCAAGAACAAUUCCCUGCCCUUGCCCUUCUAAGGGUUUAAAUCUCCCCUCCUCUCCCCGCCCCACCAGUUUUGCUCCACCUUUUUCACUCUGUAAAGUCGCCAACUGAGAAUGGACGCGGGCUACAAUCCUCGCACUGUUGAAGAAGUUUUUAGGGAUUUUAAGGGUCGAAGAGCGGGGCUUAUCAAAGCCCUCACCGCAGAUGUCGAAGAAUUCUUCCAGCAGUGCGAUCCUGAUAAGGAAAACUUGUGCUUGUAUGGAUUUCCUAGCGAGCAAUGGGAAGUGAAUUUGCCGGCUGAGGAAGUCCCUCCUGAACUUCCUGAGCCCGCCCUGGGCAUCAACUUUGCUAGAGAUGGGAUGCAAGAAAAAGACUGGCUAUCCCUCGUUGCUGUCCACAGUGAUUCCUGGCUGCUUGCUGUCGCCUUCUAUUUUGGUGCUCGAUUUGGAUUUGACAAAGCUGACAGGAAGCGUCUGUUCAACAUGAUCAAUGAUCUCCCGACUGUUUUUGAAGUUGUGACAGGUGCUGCCAAGAAGCAACAGAAGGAAAAAUCUUCGGCCUCAAAUCACAGCAGCAACAAAUCCAAGUCAAACUCUAAAGCGGGAAAGUCUUCAAAGCCACAGCCAAAAGACGAGGAAGAAGGCUUGGAUGAAGAAGAAGACGAGGAGCAUGGCGACACCUUAUGUGGCGCCUGCGGCGAGAACUAUGGAACAGAUGAGUUCUGGAUAUGCUGCGAUGUCUGCGAGAAGUGGUUUCAUGGAAAGUGUGUGAAGAUAACCCCAGCUAGAGCCGAGCAUAUCAAACAGUACAAAUGCCCUACCUGCAGCAACAAGAGAGCCCGCCCAUAGCUGCUGCGCUGCGCCGCCAUUUCUUUUACCCCCGGAAAGAACUUCCCAGAUGUCAUCGUCGUCACUGCUUUCCUUAAUUAGAUCCUUUCUCUCUCGUUUGGUCGUCAAAUUUAGUUCUUAACCUGUGAAUGUGAAUGCGUAAUUCCGGUUGCGGUUUCAGUUUCGGUUUCUCCGUUCCUUGGUACAGUAUUAUGUCCGAGUAAGACACCUCUUAUUUCUUAUCAACUAUAUGGUCUUGUCUUAAUAGGUCACUUUGUGAUGAACUGGUUAAGAAAGCUCUUUCUUUAGCUACA